Messenger RNA from Pediculus humanus corporis (human body louse), 495 nucleotides. Its product is annotated as Sorting nexin-24, putative. The transcript is spliced from 3 exons. The coding region runs from base 1 to 495 and encodes 164 amino acids. The record is from RefSeq and is a predicted model, not a curated record. Gene Ontology annotation, molecular function: phosphatidylinositol phosphate binding. NCBI's taxonomy places the organism in Eukaryota, Metazoa, Arthropoda, Insecta, Psocodea, Pediculidae.
AUGAAUGAAAUAAAAAUAGAAAAUUAUCGGAUUGUUGAAAAUGGCAGCAAGAAACCGUUUUGUCUUUACACUAUUGAAAUUUACGUUAAUGGCACAAGAUAUGUUGUAGAAAAACGAUAUAGUCAAUUUCACGCUUUGCACGAAGAGCUUAGAAAAUUACAUCCGACUCCUAAUUUUCCUCCGAAAAAAGUAAGAUCUCUUCAGCAAAGAGUUUUAGAAAAAAGAAAGCAAGCAUUAGAAAAAUAUUUAUUAACAAUGUUGAAAUUUCAACAAAGUAGAUCUCACGUUCUAUCAUUUUUGGGUAUCAAUAAACCAGAAAACAAUCAUUCAAGUAGUGAUUUAGAAAAAAUUGAUGAGAAUAAUAUGAAACAUCAACCGAUAUUUCAAUUUAAAAAGGAUAUAAUUCCACAAGGAGUGAGAACUUCAAAUAUUCCUGAUAUCGUUGUUGAUGGAAUUUUUCUCGGCUUAUACAAAACCACUGUUAAUAAUUUGUGA